Staurois parvus is the source of this 331-nucleotide messenger RNA. NCBI's taxonomy places the organism in Eukaryota, Metazoa, Chordata, Amphibia, Anura, Ranidae. The record is from the annotation of a GenBank genome assembly.
UACAUCCUCAAAUUAGUGUUCUACUCCUGUCCCCAGAUUCAUAUAAUGUAUUCUCCCCCGUCCUCCUGUUUACAGCUACAAAUUCAAUUAUUGUGUUUACUUUCCUGUCCAUCCUGGCUUGUGCCCAAAUGUAGUACAUCCCUAAUUAAUGCCUUACUUUUUGUACCAGAGGAAGUGCUUCCCAUCUCCAAUGCAAUUAGUGCCUUUCUUGCCAAAUGUUCCCUAAUCCAAUCAAGGCAUCCCCUCCAUUAUCAUCCAAAAUGUCCCUAAACUCAAUCAAGGCAUUCCCUCCAUUAUCAUCCUGCUAAUGACCCCCCUCCAUCUCUCAUCC